Molecule: messenger RNA, 3045 nt
Organism: Gregarina niphandrodes
Lineage: Eukaryota; Apicomplexa; Conoidasida; Eugregarinorida; Gregarinidae
Product: asparagine synthetase
Exons: 2
Coding region: 1-3045 (1014 amino acids)
Cellular component (GO): cytosol
Molecular function (GO): asparagine synthase (glutamine-hydrolyzing) activity
Source: RefSeq, a predicted model, not a curated record
AUGUAUAAGCCGGAUUUGGAGGCAGCCCUAACGUCAUGGCCGGAGUGUAGGUAUGCUGUACGUUCUCAGGAGACUCUGGAUACUUAUUCGGGCAACGGGACGUUCUUCCAGAGUGAGUGGGAAAUGGACUAUUUGGAAGACAGUAGUUUGCUGCAGUAUUCGCUGUCCUGGGACCUGGCGUCUAUGAUGUCUCCGUCGGUUUCAGAGACGGGUCCACUCGCUCCAAGUUUCUCCAAAAUCAGUUUCAAAGUGUACUACGCCGCAGUAGGGGGUUAUGCAGCGGAGCGAGGUAACGGGACGGUUGUCGGAACGAUCCGGGUGGCCGAAGGCGUCAGCAGCGUCGCAGGAACCUGCAUCCCCAUGUCGCUUCAAGCGUCGGAGGUGGUUGAGCAAGAGGUAGAUAUCGAGGUAUGGGGCUACCCCAUAGUCAUGGACUGGUCGGAGGAUUACUUUGUGGAUCUCGAUCCCACUUACAAUUCCACCCGGGUCGAUACAGGACCGUCUCUUGCAUCUGGUCAGGUUUUAUUCGACUUCGAAUUCGACCACCCCGAGCUUUUUACAGAAUGGGAACAAGCAAGACGUUUAAUGACAGCCGUGGCAGCCACGAAUCCAGAGCAGGCUAUAGCAGGUAAUACGCCAAACGCUCAAGGGAAUUAUUCGGAAAAUAUACUCAGGACAUCGAACUACGGUAAAUCCAGCCAGUCCGCCACCGAGGAGUGGAACCCCGCUAGUAAUCAAGCAUUUAGUAUCUGUCUUGCACUCAAGGUUGACCUAGAGCACAUCGUUGACAACCAAGGGGUAGAGAACAGUAUUGUUAUGAACACGGGUUUGCCAUACCGGACGGUGGCGGUAAUGGAAUCGCUAAAUCACUACGAAGUAUUGGCGGGUGCGAGUGCGGAAGUCUUGCCCAUUGAAGACGACUGCCCGUUCCAGUGCGAUUGUCGGUAUGACUUGGUGCGGAACGACCCUUGGUUUCAUGGGACCAAUGAAGGUGCCGUGGAUGAAGCGGUCUAUGCGAAAGUGUGCGGAAUAUUUAGUGUCUUUCUGCCGAGUGGCGUAACGGAUAGUUUGUUGCGGGAGAAGGCUUUCCAGUUGUCUCGUCGACAGCGUCACCGUGGGCCGGAUUCGACAGGUGUGCAGAGUGGUGGGAGUUACUGCAUUGUGCAGGAGAGGCUGUCGAUCAUUGGAAUUGCGACGGGGCGGCAGCCGUUGCUGUCAACAGAUGGAGGAACCAUUUUGGCUGCGAAUGGUGAGGUGUACAAUUACAAAGAGUUGGCGGAAUUGAUUUGUACUCGGCGUGGGUGUGCAUACACGCCAAGGUCUGACUCGGAUGUGAUUAUGGCGAUGUAUCAAGAAUUUGGUCGCGAGUGCGCAUCGUUGCUGUGGGGCAUGUUCGGGUUUGUGAUUUACGAGAAGGCCACAGGGCAGUUCUUUGCAGCUCGUGACGGGCUAGGUGUGUGUAGUCUGUACUAUGGCGUGGAUCAGAGUGAUGGUCGUUUGUACAUUGCCAGUGAGAUGAAAUGCAUUCCAUGUGAUAAGGUCUCCAUCUUCCCGCCUGGCUGUUUCCUGACGGGUACGGCGGAGAAUUACACCAUGGUCGAAUAUUACAAACCAGCCUGGUCGAACCUAAACGCCAUGCCCGCCGAUAUGGGUGAAUUGCGCGACCGUCUGGAACGCUCGGUCAAGUACCAUUUGGCGGCCGACGUACCAGUAGCCUGCUUCCUUUCAGGCGGACUCAAUUCGUCCAUCAUUGCCGCCAUGGCUCAGAAGAUCAUGCGCGAUGUCAACCCCGAGGCCCGUCUAAAAACCUUCAGCGUCGGCAUGUCGGACUCCUCCGACUUGGCGUACGCCCGAAUCGUGGCCGAACGACUUGGCACCGACCAUACCGAGGUACUCUACACCGCCGAAGAAGGACUCGACAUCAUCCCAGAGCUUAUCUGGCAUCUAGAAACAUACGACCCCUUCUCUAUCCGGGCAGCCAUCCCCAUGUACAUCCUCGCCCGCACCGUUCGAUCUGCCGGCGUUAAAGUUAUUCUCUCCGGCGAAGGCGCCGAUGAGAUCUUCGGCGGCUACCUCUACUUCCACUCCGCACCUUCCGCCGAAGAUUUCCGCCAGGAAACCAUCCGCAGACUCUUCGACUGCCACCUCAGCGACGGCCUCCGCGCCAACAAGACGUCCAUGGCACAGUCCGUUGAACUGCGGGCACCCUUCCUAGGUUCUCCCUUCGUCAACUACGCCAUGACCAUUCGCGCCGAAGACCGCAUGCCCAAACCUCGCGGCUAUGUGCCCGCAGAAGACGCUCCCACGCCCCUCUCCAGGACUUCCACCAUGGACUCACGUACUACGCCUGACGCAACAACCGCCGCCAAGGCCCUUGACCUCCCCAUCGCUGAACCUAACCUCAUUCCCACCCCUGGCCCUUCUGCCGGGACUGCGACCGCGACAGGGUCUACGACCGUCUCUUCGACGGCCACAGCCGUGUCCGUUGCGGGGUCCGCUCCGGGAACGCCCAUGAGUGCGGCGGCAGCUGCACCUUCUAGUAGCGGGAGUGCGUUUAUUCCGAUGUUGUCUGGUUCCGGUUCUUCCGCCACGGCAGAAUGUUUGUGCUCCGCGUCCACGACAGUGACAGCGGGUGACGAAUUGCAGACUGCGGCAUCCAUGGAGAGUACGAGCGGCUGUGCUGAGAAGUGGCUGUUGCGCAAGGCUUUCGAGAAUAUGCUGCCUGACGAAGUCGUUUGGCGUCAGAAGGAACAGUUCUGCGACGGUGUCGGUGCUCAGUGGCUUCGCCGUUUGCACACAUACGCCGAGGAGCGCAUCUCCGACGCAGAAUUCGCUCAAGCUGCCACCAAGUACGCCCACAACACUCCCCAGAACAAGGAAGAGUUCCUGUAUCGAGAAAUUUUCAACAUGGAAUACCCUGGUCAAGACCGCGCCAAAACUGUCGUCAUGUGGAAGCCCAAGUGGGUCGACCUCGAUGAAACCUCCGGCCGCGCGAACCCACUCCAUUGGAGCCAGUCUGGUCUUGGCGACUCGCUCGCAGAGUGA